UAAUUUUAAAAUUCCGCCCAAAAAAAGGGAAGCGCAAGACAAAAUGCCCGUCGAAGUGGAAGCUCAAUUAGACUCUGUAGAACCAGAAAGUAAAAGAUUGUGUACAAUGCCUCUUGAUUCAGUAUUUUUGAAGUUUGCGAAACUGACACAAAAAGCCUUUACUCCAACGCGUGGGUCGAAGUUAGCCGCUGGAUACGAUUUAUACAGUGCCUAUGAUGUAAGUAUACCAGCUAAAGGGAAAGCUCUUGUGAAGACAGACAUACAGAUUGGCCUGCCAGAUGGUUGCUAUGGACGUGUUGCACCAAGAUCAGGCCUGGCUCACAAACAUUUCAUUGAUGUUGGCGCUGGUGUGAUUGAUCAGGAUUACCGUGGAAAUGUUGGGGUUGUCAUGUUCAACUUCUCAGAAAAAGAUUUUGAAGUAAAAGCUGGUGAUAGGAUUGCUCAGUUGAUAUGUGAAAGAAUUUACCUACCUGACCUGAAGGAAGAAGAUACCCUGGAUAUAACAGAGCGUGGAGAUGGGGGCUUUGGCUCGACGGGGAAGAACUAGGGUGAGAGAGGUAACCUCAUAAAGACUUCAACAUCCACUUGUUGCCACUAGAGGAAAGUGCUGGACUGAAACAUUAAAGAAUCAAUCUUAAAGUGCAGAUGUAGAGAAUCCUGUUUACAGACUUCCAGCCCUGGUUGUUAUAUUUAGAAAUGUGGUUGGUGUGUUGUUGUGUUGUUUUUUUGACAACCAAAAAAAAAAAGCCAACGAAAAAGCAAUCUAGACUAAAGUUUUGCAAAGAAAGAAUAAAAAAUAACAGUAAUGAAACUUUAACAAAAUUUGAUGAAUAUUUAGCAAGAGGUGGCAAAAGUUUAGGCCUGGCCUCAAGAUAACAAAUAAAGCACAAACUCAGAUCUCUGGAAUUUGAUUGGUCAGAAACUCACAGAAUGUACACUGACCAAUGAAAAUCCUGAGAUUUGAGACAGAAUGCAGAAAAUUCUUUGUUACCUUGAGGCUGAACAAAGUUGCAACUGGCCCUAGUGUGUACACUGGAAAAAAUAGGGAAUCAGUUUUUACCAUAUUCAUUGCCAGUGGUAAUUUAAAAGGUUUUUUAAUGAUUAUAUAUUAUAAUCAUUAAUACCUCAGUCUCAGGAUUUAUCAAAGAUUUGAAUUUCAUGCUAUGCAAAAUACAU
Ruditapes philippinarum (Manila clam) is the source of this 1176-nucleotide messenger RNA. Its product is annotated as deoxyuridine 5'-triphosphate nucleotidohydrolase-like. The coding region runs from base 44 to 547 and encodes 167 amino acids. NCBI's taxonomy places the organism in Eukaryota, Metazoa, Mollusca, Bivalvia, Venerida, Veneridae. Gene Ontology annotation, biological process: dUMP biosynthetic process; dUTP catabolic process. The transcript has 6 exons. Gene Ontology annotation, molecular function: magnesium ion binding; dUTP diphosphatase activity. The record is from RefSeq and is a predicted model, not a curated record.